AUGCACCUCAGCAAGAAGAGGGCCAGUGAACUUUACCGCCGAGGCUUGUUUCGUGCCACUACAGGCCUGGAGAUUCUUUCGAGCGGUGGCCGAGUCUGGUCCGACUUCGGUGAGGCAGAUUACGUGAGGUUCCAGGAGAGCCUACAAGUGAAGAACGUGGACGUCUUUAUCAGUCACUCGUGGGCUGCUGACCGCUGGGAGAAGCAUCUGGCCAUGUGUUUCUUUCUCAACUUGUCAUCGGCGCAGAAAGCUGCCGCUGCAGGUGCUAUAUUUUCGCAGUGCCUACUGCUCCUCCUUCCUGAGCAAAGCAUCGACAUCACGUACUUCAUUGUGUUGGAUUUGCCAGUGCUGCUCUUCUUUAUACUCUUCUUCUUUGGGCAGCAUCUUACAUGCGGGUCCACAACCAUGUGGAUGGACAAGAUGUGUAUUGACCAGACCAGUGAAUCUACCAAGUCGCGUGGAAUUGCAGAGCUGCCUGCGAUUGUAGCAAACUCCGACCAGUUUCUGGUGCUAUGGAGUGAGUCCUAUUUUGGCCGAUUGUGGUGCAACUUCGAAUUGUCCAUCUUCGUGAGGCUCUGUGACCUGGGGAAGAUUCGGUGCGUGCCUUUGUGGAUGGCACCUUGGCUUCUGACAACCAUCCUCUUCUCUUGGAUUGGUUCUCGGCUGGACGCCAUGGUCCUGGACAGUGAUCCUGACGCUUUCACCGUCGUCAUGUCCUUUGACCCAACCUGUGAGAGCGAGCUGGCUUAUGCCAUGAGGCGUAUCAUGCAAUACGUGGCAGAGGCCCCUUUCUUUGCAAUAACUUUGCUCCCAACCCUCAUCGUCAGUGCCGUUUCGUUCAAGACGAAGUUGGACAGACAUGAGGCCAUGCUCAGACAGAUGGAGACAUUCGACAUCAGAGGCGCGUCAUGUUCUGUGGAGCAGGACCGUGACGUCAUCGAAACGAAAGUCGCGGAGCUCUUUGAUGGAAUUGAUGACCCAGUGCUUGCAGUGGAUCUUGACUCGGCUUUGCUGGGUGAAGUUGUAGAGGCAACCUCAACAACGGUGCCCUAUGAGACCAGGCCUGCCAUACGUUCCGUCACUACGUACUUUGGCCACGAAGAAAGUCUAGAUGCGUUCAAUAACUUUGUACGGCAUCCACUCCGUGCUGAAGUCACUGAAGAUCUGGGCACUGAGACACAAUUACCAUGGAGCAUUUGCCUGCUGACCUUCUUUCCCGCCUUUCUGGAUUUUGCUGCGCAGACAUGGGUUGGCAGGCCAUCCCGCAGCAAGGCAGGUUUCACGUCAGAUGGGCAAUACUUCGCAAUGAGUUUUGGGACAGCCUUCCUGGCGUUCCUUUUGAACUUUCCUUUGAGCCCUCCGUGUUUUCUCCAGCUUUUGAAGUGUAUAGUUGUGAGAACCAACCCUGGACUCUGGCGCGGAAUCCUCGCCUUGAGUGCGGGCUUCAUGUUGAAUAUGAGCUUAUGUACCAUGUAUGGGCUGAUGACCGGAAUGCUGGAAAGCUUUGUUGUGACACAGCACCCGGCACUGCUGGCCGCCUUCUUGUUUGUGCUGGUCGUGCAUUUCCUGCUCAACCUCAUUGUGUACAGGCAGGAGCUUUUAAGCUUACCUACCUGGCGCCUGUCCUGUAGGGGGCUCUGUCGCUCAGAGUACGACGGAGUGUCUUGA
Molecule: messenger RNA, 1668 nt
Organism: Symbiodinium natans
Lineage: Eukaryota; Dinophyceae; Suessiales; Symbiodiniaceae
Source: the annotation of a GenBank genome assembly